Messenger RNA from Mucor velutinosus, 1134 nucleotides. RefSeq lists its product as uncharacterized. Bases 1 to 1134 code for a protein of 377 amino acids. Gene Ontology annotation, cellular component: mitochondrion. The transcript is spliced from 4 exons. Gene Ontology annotation, biological process: L-valine biosynthetic process; L-leucine biosynthetic process. Lineage: Eukaryota; Fungi; Mucoromycota; Mucoromycetes; Mucorales; Mucoraceae. Gene Ontology annotation, molecular function: branched-chain-amino-acid:2-oxoglutarate transaminase activity. The record is from RefSeq and is a predicted model, not a curated record.
AUGACUGGAACCGCCUUUGAAACUUUCGAUGCUCAAAAGCUUGAAAUCCAAACCAACAAGCAAUUAAAGCCUUUGAUCCCUGAAAGUGAAUUGGUCUUUGGUAAGCACUUCACCGACCAUAUGAUCUCCAUUGAAUGGACAGCUCAAAAUGGAUGGGCCGCUCCUAGUAUCAAGCCUUAUGGCAAGCUUGAAUUAGAUCCCAGUGCUAUAUGUCUUCAUUACGGUUUCCAGUGCUUCGAAGGUAUGAAGGCCUAUAAGGAUGCUGAAGGUCAUGUCAGACUUUUCCGUCCUGAUAUGAACAUGGCUCGUCUGAACAAGUCUUCUGCUCGUUUGGGUAUGCCUACAUUUGACCCUGAGGAACUGAUCAAGGUUAUUACUGAAUUCCUUCGCAUUGAAGAGCGUUGGAUUCCUUCCAAGCGUGGCUAUUCUCUCUAUCUUCGUCCUACUAUCAUCGGUACUCAAGAUGCUCUUGGUGUUCGUGCUCCUGAUAGAGCUCUUUUGUUUGUCAUUGCUAGUCCAGUCGGUCCUUAUUUCUCCACUGGUUUCAAGGCUGUCAGUUUGUUGGCAGACACAGAGCAUGUUCGUGCCUGGCCCAAGGGUACAGGUGAUUACAAGGUUGGCGGUAACUAUGCCCCUUGCGUCUUGCCUCAAUCGAUCGCUGCUAGCAAGGGCUAUCAGCAGAACUUGUGGCUCUUUGGUGAGGAACAUUAUGUCACAGAAGUGGGCACGAUGAACUUUUUCAUGCUGUGGUCAAACAGUGAAACGGGCCGUCGUGAGUUGAUUACUCCUGCUCUUAACGGUUUGAUCUUGCCUGGUGUCACUCGUAAUACUGUCAUCGACCUUGUCAAGAGCUGGGAGGCAGAGACUGGUAUUGCUGUUCGUGAGGGCACAGUUACUAUGCCCGAGAUUGUUCAAGCCGUCGAAGAGAACCGUGUUAUUGAAAUGUUUGGUGCUGGUACAGCCUGUAUUGUCAGCCCUAUUAAGCGUAUUGGUUACAAGGGCGAAGACAUCCUUAUUCCAACUGAUCCCAAUGGCGAGUCAGAAGCUGGACCUCUCACUCAAAAGAUUAAUGAAGCUAUCAUGGAUAUCCAAUACGGCGUCGUCGAGCAUCCUUUCUCUCUUAGAAUCUUUUAA